Messenger RNA from Vigna radiata var. radiata (mung bean), 1653 nucleotides. Its product is annotated as protein WAVE-DAMPENED 2. The record is from RefSeq and is a predicted model, not a curated record. The transcript is spliced from 7 exons. The coding region runs from base 247 to 1377 and encodes 376 amino acids. Gene Ontology annotation, molecular function: microtubule binding. Gene Ontology annotation, biological process: microtubule cytoskeleton organization. NCBI's taxonomy places the organism in Eukaryota, Viridiplantae, Streptophyta, Magnoliopsida, Fabales, Fabaceae.
CAUAAACACAAACAGGAGGAGAGUGAGAAUAAAAAAGAGAAAGGAGGUUUUUGAUAAAGCAAAAGAAUAUUAUUGAAACAUAAAUUUUGGACUUUCUUUGUAUUUGGCACCCACCCACAAGGAAAUAAAACAAAACAAGCACACAACCAGAGACACACACGCAAAAGAGAGAGAGGAAAGAAGGAAGAAAGAGGAGGAAGAAGAAGGAGAUCUUGUGAGAUCAGGCCACAACUAUCCUGCAGCACCAUGGGGAGAGAAGUUACAGGCAUGCAAGUUGUGGACAAGAAGCCAAAUGGUGUAGUACCAGCUUCCUAUGGUAGUUCUAAUGAUAAUGUAUGCAUUUCUCCUAAAAUGGCAGCAGCUAAGGAUCAAGCAAAGGACCAUGAGGUAAAGGAAUGUACCAAAGGUAAUUCUUUUGUCGAGAAAAGCCAUGAGAAGAUGGAUGUUUUGAGUGCCAAAACAACGAACUGUAAUACUGACUUGCCUGAGGAAGAGAUUGAGAAUUCUGAAGGGCUCAAAAUGGGUGACAGUAUUAAGUUUAGCUCGCCUGCUGGAAAAGAGCAUACUAGUCACUUUGUUACACAUCCAACUGAUCUGGUUACUGAAAGGCAUGAAUCUCACCCACAGAUUGUUGAUACUGAAGCUGAUGCAAAUGGUCUGAAUUUGUCAUCAAACACUAACAACAUGCACUCACCUAUCUCAUCAAAGAAUUCACAGCCAAACUCACCUUUUUCAUCAAGCAAGCCUUUGCAACAUGAUAAGAAGAACUAUGAUGAUGAAGAUAAUUGGUCUAUUGCUUCCUCUGCUAUGUCUAUGCGCACAGCCAGAUCUAAGGUGACUCUCGGUUCAGCCCCUACAUUUAGGUGCUCUGAACGUGCAGAGAAACGGAGGGAGUUUUAUCUGAAGUUGGAGGAGAAACAUCGAGCUCUUCGAGAAGAGAAAAACCAGUACGAGGCAAGGCUAAAGGAAGAGCAAGAAGCAGCCAUCAAGCAGUUGAGGAAGAAUUUGGUAAUCAAAGCAAAUCCAGUACCAAGUUUCUACUAUGAAGGGCCUCCUCCUAAGACUGAAUUAAAGAAGCUGCCACUGACUCGACCGAAGUCACCAAAACUAAGUCGGAGAAGGAGCUUUGGGGAUACUGUGAACUCAUCUCCAGAAGCCUGUAGUCGAGCGCGUCACAGCACAGGAGGUGGAGGUCACAUCAAAAGUGGUUCCAAUGCCCCUUUCCCUCACAAAAACAACAUUCGACGCAAUAGCAACGGCAACAACAUCAACGGCGUUUGCAAACCGAAAGAACGAUCGAAAAUGGAUAAGGAAACAAAAACGGCUCCUCCCAACAUCACAGACCGUGCAAAUGCAGACAUAUCAGUUCAAUCAUGACCGCUGAGACCAAAAGAGGCUUCAUCAUUUUCGUUUCACCCGGACUGACUCUUGUGACUUGCGGUGUAUAUGUUUUGUAACUUAUAUUGCUACACUACCUUAAUAUGUCUUCUUAUAUAAUGAUGAGAGUUAUUGAUGUAAUAUGUUUUGUACCAAUGUAUGAAUUUUCCCCAGAGACUAGUCCAGCCGUUUUAAGUAUAAUUUACCUUUCUCAAGGACUAGCAUAAGGGGUGUCUGAGUGUUACAGGGUUUCACAUUUUGAUUUCUUCUUCUAAA